AUGGACCGCCACCCGCCCGGCUACAGCCUGCCGCCGUACGACGACGAGCUCGACUCGCCCACCGGCCAUGGCGCCGCCGCCGUUAGACUGUUGACAUCCGUCGAGGAGCCCGUCGACAGAGACAGACCGUACGUAGCACAGCCGUCGCCAUUGGCAACACCAGCAUUCCUUAAUACUAGCAUGUCGUCCCCGUCCGUCUCGAGGCUGUCUUUGCACCCCAAGGACGCUUCGAAACACCACGGACCGCAUCGCGAACCAGAGACGUCCACCAUGGCUUUCGACGAGUGUCCAGCCGCCGCCUCGAGCGUCGAGUCCAGCCAAGGGCCGGAGAUGCAAGCAGCAACCACGGCGGAUGAUUCUCUUCCUCAGCCUCCUCUUCCCUCCACUCCUUCAGCUUGUCAUCAUCCCCUGCCCAAUCUUGACUCUGUUGUCCCCCCUCCCCUCUACAUCAAACAGCUUCGCCCAACCACCACUGCAAAGUUGCACAGUCCCGCGAGUUCAGCGCUCAACGGCUCCCCGAACCUCGCUGAGGCUUUACCAACCAUCCCGGAGGGACCAA
Trichoderma reesei QM6a is the source of this 559-nucleotide messenger RNA. RefSeq lists its product as uncharacterized. The annotation marks the transcript as partial. The transcript has a single exon. NCBI's taxonomy places the organism in Eukaryota, Fungi, Ascomycota, Sordariomycetes, Hypocreales, Hypocreaceae. The record is from RefSeq and is a predicted model, not a curated record.